Messenger RNA from Triplophysa rosa, 1660 nucleotides. RefSeq names its product annexin A3-like. The transcript has 10 exons. The annotation marks the transcript as partial. Gene Ontology annotation, molecular function: calcium-dependent phospholipid binding; calcium ion binding. Gene Ontology annotation, cellular component: cytoplasm. The record is from RefSeq and is a predicted model, not a curated record. NCBI's taxonomy places the organism in Eukaryota, Metazoa, Chordata, Actinopteri, Cypriniformes, Nemacheilidae.
GUACAGAUGAGAAGACUGUGAUAGACUUACUGACCCACAGAAGUAGCAGUCAAAAACAGGCCAUUUCUAGAGCAUACGAAGAAUGCUCAAAACGGAUUCUUGUAAAUGACCUGAAGAGUGAUACCGGUGGUGACUUUGAAGAUGUCCUUGUUAGGCUUGCAAACCUGCCUGCAGUCAAUGACGCUAAGGAUAUAAUUAAGGCAACAAAAGGGGCUGGAACAGACAAGAAAAUCCUGAUAGAAAUAUUAGGUUCAAGGACAAAUAAACAAAUCAAGGAGCUGUCUGCAGCUUAUGCUGAUGAAACAAAGAAAACACUAGUACAGAACCUAAAACAUGAAGUUUCAGGGGAUUUUGGCAAAGCCAUUGUGACGCUUGCUGAGGCGGCAAGGGAUGAGAGCACCAGUGUGAAUGUAAACAAGGCUAAAGAAGAUGCACAGGCUCUCUAUAAUGCAGGAGAGAAGAAGAUGGGAACUGAUGAGGCCAAGUUUAUUGAGAUCCUCUGUAAGAGGAGCAUCCCUCAACUGAGACAAACAUUAGUGGAAUAUAAAAACAUCAGUGGCAAGACUCUGCAGAAGAGCAUUGAGAAAGAAAUGACUGGAGAAAUGGAGGAGCUGCUGGUUGCCAUUGUGAAGUGUAUUAUGAACACUCCAGCAUACUUUGCUGAAAAACUCCAUGAAAGCAUGAAGGGAGCAGGAACACAUGAAAGCAUUCUGACCAGGAUCAUGGUCAGCCGUGCAGAAGUUGACAUGAUGGACAUCAAAGCUGAAUACAAAAAGCUCUAUCAGCGUUCACUCUACAAGCAAAUAAGUUCGGAUGUGACUGGAAACUACUGCGACUGCUUGAGGAUGAUUUGUGGAGAAGACUAGCACAAAAAAAACUACUGACUUCAAAGAUUACACUUUACAAGUCGCUGCAAUGUAGUCUUGUUGCUUUAUUAUUUGUACUCUGUUAACAAAUGCAUACCAUUAGAUGCCUUAAAUCUUUUUCUUUCAUACAUGGUUUCAGCGAGCAAUAGUAGUUUCUAGGGAAAUAUAUAUAAAAUAUGUUUAUGUCCAGGUUACUAUGGGUGAUGGUAAAACCCAAGAAAAUAUAAAUGAAGAUAUAAAUGGAGGUACUUCUUAUUGAUUUGUGAUUGAUUUUUGACUGUUAAUGAUCUUUGUGGUAAAUGGACAAGGAAAGACUGGACAGAAGGCUAAUGAAAGGCAUGCCUUAGUUACCAAGCUACAUUAGAAAAUUAUUUAAGACUAUCCAUUCAUUGUAUUUUGCAAAUUGUAAAUGUUUUUGUUACAACAGAAAUUACAGACUUUUUUACACCGCGCGCAUAAAAAUCACUGUAACGUGAUGUCUGGGCUACAUUUAAAAUAUGAUCAAAUUAUUUAUCCCACUUCAUUGAUUUUCAUUGGUCUAAAUGUCACUUUUUUGUGACUAUUUUUCAUGUCUGUGUCUGCCUCAAUUACAUUUAUCAAAUGUUUUCUUUUAAGUCCUGAUAAAAUGUCAUGAAUAAAAUACAAAUGUAUGGAACAUCUGUUAAUUUAUAGAGUGCCUAGGGAAUAGAAGAAUGAUAUGGAGAUAAAUGUUGUGGUGCUAUCAUUUAUGGUGACGUAAUGAACAUGAUGCCUGUAUUUGUGCCUUUUUUAGCAAUAAAACGAAUAGUCCAUCA